GCCUCACUUUCACAAACUGACAGACACUGAAGCCGAGAGUUACAAAUACAUCUGACAGAGUUACAGAGCUCCAACAACUGACUGCACCAUGGGGUUCAAUGCGUUCUUCUUCUUGCUGCUCAUAUCAUGUCUUUAUCUUGCAUUGGCACAAGUUUCCUAUGAUGACUGCUGUCUCAAGUAUGGCAAAAAGCCAAACAAAGCCACUCAAAGACACAUCGUGAAAUACAGAGUGCAGGUUGUGGAUGGAGGCUGCAACAUCCCUGCCCUCGUUUUCACUGCGAAGAAGGGCCAUGUGUUUUGUGCAGACCCCAGGGAGAAAUGGGCCAAACUCCUGAAGGAGAAACUUGACAGAAAGGUAGCCAACAAGAACAACAAACCCUACAAGCACUACCGUCAAGAGCCAAAUAGAGUCUGAGGGCAGUUGCCAGCUGUAAUGGCACCAUUCAUUCCUCUGUCCCCUGCCAAAUAUAAUCAUAAUGCAGCGACAGUUUUAUGUGGCCUUCUGGAAGCCAGUUGAGCAAACCGGUUAAAGCAAUCAUGCAUCAUCAUGUUUGCUUUCAUUGUGCACCAAGAUUAAGGUCAGUGUAAUGUUGUGUCAGGUGGCUGUGUCACUCUAACGCAGAUCCUUGGUGCAAGCUUAAUAACAACAAAACUGUAACCAUUACCAUAGCCAAAAAGAGACUGACAAGAGGUAGUCAACCAUGUUGAAUAAGAGGUGAUGGAGUGUAAAUGAUUUCUGGAUCUUUUUGCAACCCUAUAGCCUGUAUACAAACUGUGAAACGUAAUUCAAUGUUUGAGUUGUGUGUGUCAAACAAUAAGCUGAAAUCAUCAUUAGCAAGCCACAGAAUUGUCUGUUUUUGUGUGUUUUAUAAUGUGCAUGUUUCCACAUAAAUAUUUUGUAAUAAAGUUUCUUACAGCUGAGAAUUUAGGGCCAUGCUAUGAUUAUGGAAAAGAUAUAAACCUUUUUUUUCUUGGGCUAUUAAUGGUUAUUAUUUGCAUUAUUUGGAAAUAUGCAUAUUUUCAUAUUAUUUGCUUAAAGCAACAACAAAACAUAAAUGAAAUUAAAUGAUCACAUCAUUUCUUUCUUAUGUGGCUUUAUUUCCAUACUCAUUAGUACAGUGGCCAAAAGAUGCCAUAAAAUUCCAAAUUAACACAAUACUAGCAAACGUAGAAAUCACAAUUAUAUGUGUAUAUUUACAAGAAACCUGUAUCAAUUCUGCAACUGGUUGUUUGAGGAGAAAAACAGAAAAACUUAGCAAAUGGAGAAAAUGCUUGUGGCGAAAACUAACAAUAAAGCCUGAGUUACAUGCAACAAUUUAAUUUGAUAAUAUAUCUGCUACAAAUUCAGACAACAAAUGCAAAACAACAGACACAUUGCAAAUAGAUAGAAGAAUGGAACACUACAAACUCAAAUGGUUUCUGCCCAGAGAACCUUUACUGCUGGAAUAUUAUUUGUGGGAUAUGAUGUAGCACCUGGUUAGCAGAGCGGAGUAUGUUGAUUUAUUUACUUUAUUAACUAUUUUACUCUUAAGCUUGCUAUAUUUUCAUGUUGUAUUAUUUUAUUAGCAAGGUAUUGAGCAUUUAUGCUAAUACUGUCAAGGCAGUGGAAAUUAUUACUACGUAUUAGCCAAACCAGCUAACAUACAAUUGUACAGCAUAGCAUAUUUUUAUUAUUAUUUUUAUUUUACUUUUUGAAAAUGCAAUGUAGCAUAAAACAGGAAAAAAAACUAUAAUUCAAAUCCAGUUACUUUUUGCAUUGCACAUUUGAUGUGGUACUCCGCCCCCUGACCACGCACGCUGUUAUGCAGAUGUCAUUAAUGACGCUGCCAGCUGAGAGUGACAGAAAGUGGCGUAGCGAUGGCCAUGCCAAAACUGACUAAUUUAAGCUACCAUACGAAGGUAUUGAUGUGGAUUUUGCUCACAGAAUUUCCAGUCUGAAGACGCUGUUGCUACGGUAAGCUUUGAAGAGCCAACCACACCCUUUGUCUACGUAACAGUUUUAUCGAACUGUUUUAUUAUGCGGAUGAUGCGGAUGAAGAUGGAGCCUUCAGUGGUGGACACGGAUCUGUGCAAACGUUGGAAUUGGAUUAGAAUGGGAAUAACCCCCUUGUGUCUGAUGAUUUGCAGACGUUAAUGCUGGAUUUUACAGUCACAAAUUGAGUUUUACGGCUAUUUGCGACUGUAAAAUCCGGCAUUAACGUCCGCAAAUCAUCAGACACAACAGGGUUAUUCCCUAAUUAGACAAUAUAAAUAACUGUGUAAAAUACACUGCAAGUCUCUAUGGUAAGCUGGCCAAGGCAGCAGGCACAACACUUAUUUACUGUUAGUCAAACCA
This is a messenger RNA of Thalassophryne amazonica, 2335 nucleotides long. RefSeq names its product chemokine (C-C motif) ligand 25a (gene ccl25a). Gene Ontology annotation, molecular function: chemokine activity; CCR chemokine receptor binding. Lineage: Eukaryota; Metazoa; Chordata; Actinopteri; Batrachoidiformes; Batrachoididae. Bases 89 to 415 code for a protein of 108 amino acids. Gene Ontology annotation, cellular component: extracellular region. Gene Ontology annotation, biological process: cellular response to interleukin-1; chemokine-mediated signaling pathway; neutrophil chemotaxis. The record is from RefSeq and is a predicted model, not a curated record. The transcript is spliced from 5 exons.